Messenger RNA from Haliaeetus leucocephalus (bald eagle), 549 nucleotides. It is a transcript of the gene RHEBL1, whose product is annotated as Ras homolog enriched in brain like 1. Gene Ontology annotation, biological process: small GTPase-mediated signal transduction. Gene Ontology annotation, molecular function: GDP binding; GTP binding; GTPase activity. NCBI's taxonomy places the organism in Eukaryota, Metazoa, Chordata, Aves, Accipitriformes, Accipitridae. The transcript is spliced from 8 exons. The record is from RefSeq and is a predicted model, not a curated record. Gene Ontology annotation, cellular component: plasma membrane. The coding region runs from base 1 to 549 and encodes 182 amino acids.
AUGCCGAAUCAGCCCAACAUCAAGCACCUGGCAACAGUUCCUGCCCGCAAAACCUCCCUGGCCCACCAGUUCGUGGAGGGGAAGUUCGUGGAAUGCUACGAGCCCACGGUGGAGAGCACCUACAACAAGAUGGUGGUGGUGGGCAAGGAUGAGUUCCAGCUCCAACUGGUGGACACAGCCGGGCAGGAUGAGUACACCAUCCUGCCCCACUCCUUCGUCAUCGGCAUCCACGGCUACGUCCUGGUGUACUCGGUGACCUCCCUGCAGAGCUUCCAGGUGGUGAAGACCCUUCACAACAAGCUGUAUGAGAGCUGGGGGAAGACACGCAUGCCCGUGGUGCUGGUGGGGAACAAGGCGGACCUGUCCCUGCAGAGCCGGGAGGUGAAGACGGAUGAAGGGAAGAAGCUGGCGGAGUCGUGGGGGGCCAUCUUCCUCGAGACCUCGGCCAAGGAGAGCCAGGUGACCCAGGGGAUCUUCAUGAAGAUCAUCGAGGAGAUUGACCGGGUGGACAACUCCUACAGCAGAUCGACCGGCUGUUGCCUGAUGUGA